This is a messenger RNA of Gadus chalcogrammus (walleye pollock), 861 nucleotides long. RefSeq names its product gonadotropin-releasing hormone II receptor-like. The coding region runs from base 16 to 861 and encodes 281 amino acids. NCBI's taxonomy places the organism in Eukaryota, Metazoa, Chordata, Actinopteri, Gadiformes, Gadidae. The transcript has 3 exons. Gene Ontology annotation, molecular function: peptide binding; gonadotropin-releasing hormone receptor activity. Gene Ontology annotation, cellular component: membrane. Gene Ontology annotation, biological process: G protein-coupled receptor signaling pathway. The record is from RefSeq and is a predicted model, not a curated record.
GUGACGCUGAUCGUGAUGCCGGUGGACGCGGCGUGGAACGUGACGGUGCAGUGGCUGGCGGGCGACGCCGCCUGCCGCCUGCUGAUGUUCCUCAAGCUGCAGGCCAUGUACUCGUGCGCCUUCGUCACCGUGGUGAUCAGCCUGGACCGCCAGUCGGCCAUCUUGAACCCGCUGGGCUUCGGCGAGGCGCGGCGGAGGAACCGCGCGAUGCUGAGCGUGGCCUGGAGCAUGAGCCUGCUGCUGUCUGCUCCGCAGAUCUUCAUCUUCCACAGCGUGACCAUCACCCACCCGCAGAACUUCACCCAGUGCACCACCAGGGGCAGCUUCCAGACGCACGGACAGGAGACGGCCUACAACAUGCUGACCUUCUGCUGCCUCUUCCUCCUGCCCCUCGUCAUCAUGAUCACCUGCUACUCCCGCAUCCUCCUCCAGAUCUCCAGGAGGAUGCGCAAGGCCUCCUCGUCCCAGGAGGCGCCGCUGCGCUGCUCCCAGAACAACAUCCCGCGGGCGCGCAUGCGGACGCUGAAGAUGAGCCUGGUCAUCGUGCUGUGCUUCAUCGUGUGCUGGACGCCCUACUACCUGCUGGGCCUCUGGUACUGGUUCUUCCCGGACCACAUCGAGGGCAAGGUGUCCCACUCCCUCACCCACAUCCUCUUCAUCUUCGGCCUCUUCAACGCCUGCCUGGACCCCAUCGUCUACGGCCUCUUCACCGUGCGCCUACGCAAGGGCCUGCGGGGUAGCCGUGGCAACGCGGCCCCCGUGGUGGCGUCGGAGCACUGUCGCCUCGCGGCGGUGGAGCCCGCAAGGAAAGGCCCCGUCGCGGCGGCGCUAGCAGCCGGACGGCCCACUUCCAUCCCGUAG